AUGCGAUGCACUACUUGCUCGACUAUUGAACCAAUUCACUGUCACGCGCCAGUGGGUAGCGGCAUGUGUGCAAGUCGCAGUAAUAUGACCAAGCCUGGCAAAUCUAGAACAAAUGUGCAGAGUCAGCCGCAGGCUACAUCGGGGAUUUACUGUGUCACUCAUUCACUGCACAAAACACCAGACCAUGCCCUGUAUCCGGUGGCGAAACCACUAUUCAUGUACCCUUGCACCGCUGACAAUCAGGCAAUUGGGCUGACCGGCCAAACGGUUGCAAAUAAUAUUUAA
Molecule: messenger RNA, 285 nt
Organism: Pochonia chlamydosporia 170
Lineage: Eukaryota; Fungi; Ascomycota; Sordariomycetes; Hypocreales; Clavicipitaceae
Exons: 1
Coding region: 1-285 (94 amino acids)
Source: RefSeq, a predicted model, not a curated record